UAGACGAAGUGGCUAAUUUUGAAGUAAAAGAUAAAACGCGAUAAUCCACAGUUAAUAGAAGACGGUCUACACCUGAACAGCGGGCGUGACGAAGAACGCUUUGCCCGAUUUUCGGGUGGUUCGCCUCGCGGAUCUGCCUGCAUGCAGGCUAGAGUUGGGUAGCCACAAUAUAUCUGAAUUUCAAUAUCUAUUUCAGCAUUGCCGUGGAAGUGCGAUAGAAGACGUCUUGAACAAUUGUGAAAUUCAUACAUGGAGGUACGAUUUUACUCUUUAUUCUACAUAGAGAUACAAGAUAUACAAUACCACAUAUAUGUUAGACUAUUUUUGUUUAUGUUAUUUCCCAAGCCACUUCAGUGGGUUCUCGGAAAAAUUUAUGAAUAUCUAUUGUGACUAGUGAGAAUUAGCGCAAAAUAUCUUGGCUGAUAGACAGCGGCAAGCCGAAGAUGCGUAACGAUAUUUUUGCUGCGACGGUGGCGCAACGGUUGAAUAUUGCAUUGACGUCGCACAAGUUGGCUACACCUGCCUCUUGUGGCAAUGCAUGAUUUAUGACUCAUUUAUAAUUCAUUUCAUCAGAUGACCAAGAAACCUUGACCACACCCACUGACCACACCCACUGACCACACCCACUGACCCCACCUCCCAAUUCUCAGCCAUCGUGGCUCAAAAUGAAAUAGCCUGCAAAUGAAAUGGUUUGAAUUUUCGGCAACGCGGCAGGAAGGUUCGCGUUGCCGUCGCAAAGCAUGCCCGAACAAUUUCUCUCUCGCAACAGCAAUGCUACGAUUUUACCGCGAUUGAAUUGCGAUCACCAGACAAUAUUGCCAUGUAUCGGUAGCUUGAAUCAAAUGAUCGUAAUGUUGCUGUUCAGAAUUGCGCUAAACUUGUUCACCAAUAUGGCGGCCAAACUCUCAAAAUACUGCGGUGGUGUAAUAUGCCUUUUCUUGUCACGUUCAUGCAAAUUCAUGCUGAAGGGUCCUCAAGAGAUCAAAAUUAGAAUUUUGAUUUGCUCGUUAGAAAAGUGCUUAGAAGAGCUAUGAAAAGAGAGGAAAAGAAGCGACCACUUUGAAAAUUUGUUUGACUUCUAAUUUAGAGAACGCGCAUGCAAUUAAAAUGAAGUUUUGCCAAGCACGCAUCUUGCCAAAUGAGUUGACGCGAGAGUGCGGGAGAGAGUCUUAAUAGGUCGGAUAGGGAUGAAAAAAAGCUGAUGCAGGAUUUUGGAAAUGUUAUUUUUUAAAUGAAGUAUAGGGUACUUCUUAGUAUGCACGUAUAGUUCAUUACACCCAGAUAAGUUAGAGACACAGACCCACUGACAAAUCAAACAGACAAAGUAUAUGUAAAAAUUGUUUAUUAAAGAUGUGAAAAACCCUGAGUAAUAUGUACAGUCACAGUGAAAUAUGUACAUUUAGAUUAUCUGUAUGUGGUUAAAAACAUCUUUUGAUAUAGGCUAGUGUAUCAUAAACCUAGUGGCAAGACCUCGAGUCCGAUUUGAAGGAGAGGAAGGGUUGGGCCGGAGCAGACCCACUUCGUUAAUUCUUGCACUUAUCAAUGAAAGUGGUUCAAGAUGGCAUUAGCCAAAACUUGUUAUCUUUUUUGAGGGACAGGCCGAUCAUAAGGUUCCAGUCCACAACCCAGCACUGAGACAUAUAGGAAGUUUUCGUGCCCUUGGUAGAAUCAUGGGACAUUCAUUUUUGCAUGAUGGCCCACCUUUGUGUGCAGGAAGUUUUCGUGCUCUUGGUAGAAUCAUGGGACAUUCAUUUUUGCAUGAUGGGCUGAUGGCCCACCUUUGUGUGCAGGAAGUUUUCGUGCUCUUGGUAGAAUCAUGGGACAUUCAUUUUUGCAUGAUGGCCCACCUUUGUGUGAAGGAAGUUUUCGUGCUCUUGGUAGAAUCAUGGGAUAUUCAUUUUUGCAUGAUGGGCUGAUGGCCCACCUUUGUGUGACGGAAGUUUUCGUGCUCUUGGUAGAAUCAUGGGACAUUCAUUUUUGCAUGAUGGCCCACCUUGUCAGAAGCUGUUAAGCACUACAUGCAAAAAUGGAGAUAUCUCAUCCAAUCCACCUCCUUUGGAAGUAGAUGAUAUUCCAGACAUUGACUUACAGCUACUAUUGAAGGAUGUAUGGCAUCUGUAAAUGUUACUGCUGUCAUUGAAUCCCAUGUGUGAAUAUGGACUAUUUUGUUUGAUCAGUAGGACCAAUAGACCUUUCCGGUAAUUACGUCACAACUACAUGGAAGUGAGGCUGAGGGGCCACGCAAUAAAGCACAAUUAAUUAUUCAUAGAUUGCUUGGCCACUCAGCCUUACUUCCGUGUAGUUGUGACGUAAUUAGACCAGAAAGGUCUAUUGUAGUUGACAUGUUUGACAAUAUAUUUACAUGUUUCUUUUCUAGUUUUGGAAAAUACGGUACAGCCGUACUUUUUACUCUAUCGCUUCAUCAGAAAAAAAGCAACCGUAACGGUUGUCUAAAUAACACAAGAAAUUGAUACAUAGCACGAUAUUUGCACAGAAUAUUUGCUAUAUUUUUGCUUAGCAAGCAAACACGUUUUAAAUUAGCGGAAGUAAGGAUACCAAAUGCUCGAAGCAACUAUAUAUAUAUAUAUAUAUAUAUAUAUAUAUAUAUAUAUAUAUAUAUAUAUAUAUAUAUAUAUAUAUAUAUAUAUAUAUAUAUAUAUAUAUAUAUAUAUAUAUAUAUAUAUAUAUAUAUAUAUAUAUAUAUUAUAAGUUCAAUAUAAAAUGGAUAUGGAUUUCCAGUGUUAACUGAAAUGGUCCAAAACAUCUCGCUGAAGCAUCUCAGUAUUUUCGAAGAACGAUGUCUGUUCUACACAGGCUUUUAGCCAGGGUCCUAAAAGAAGGCGUCCAAUUUUGGUACAACGAUACAUCUACCGGGGGGGGUCGAGAAAACGUUCCUCUGGAAAACCUUUGAAGUUUACGUUACUUCAUAUCAGUAUCUGUUCCAAGCUCGUUCGAAAUUUUUCAAACACAUUUGGCUUUGUGAGUUUGUGCCGCUACGCUUCUUUACUUAACUACGGCAUUUUCAUUCAGCCAGGUACACCAUCAAAUUGAUCGAAAUGUCAAAUGUAUAAUAAUAAUGAGAAUUGAAGCUAUUUCGUUUCAGAUAUAUUAAUAUACUUAGAAAAAUCAUUGAAAAAUAAUUUCCCUUUUCGCCAGAGUUUGGGCGUCCAAAGGCGUCCAUUUUCCCUUCUGGCUAAAAGCCUGGUUCUACAUGCUGGCGAAUUUUUUUUUAGAAUAAAGUGAUUUGAGGGGGAGAAUUUUCGAUUCCAAGUGCUUGUGCCAACGGAUCGACGAUCGGAAGUCGCUUGCCUCUAUCAUCUAUUAUGUAUACUAGUGGCGGCCGCCGCAACCAUCGAGUGUAAAGUCUCGGAAAAUAUUAGUCCAACAAAAGAGGAAUAAAAGGAGAACACACACAGGCAAGUAAAUUGCAUUUAAAAUAUAUUUAUUAUGACAUAUUUUUACCAUAAUAGACAUUACUAUACUGACCCUUACAAGAUUGGGCGGCCCUGUGGUGAUACGAGAUCGAAUUUCGAAAUACGUAGAACGAACGAAAUGCCGGAUUCAAUUGCCUAAUGCAAUAUUGUAACACGAGACAGAAUAACAAAAUGUAAUGCGUCAUAAUGAAAUGCUUCCUAUAUUAAAGGCCACGUUAAAAAAAAAUAGUUGUUUAGCGUCCACAUGAUGGAAACUCAUUUCACCAAAAUGCUCACCGCGCGCUCAGUUUUCAAGUUUCCCCCCUCAAAUUUUGCAUGCAUAAUGAUAAAUCAAUGCUGCAGCUAACUAGUUGCCACAAAUUCUAUAUCUUUAAAAACUGUACGUGCUACGGGUUGCUUUUGAGCCGCGAGAUUAGAACGCUUCUGAUAUACCUCAAAGGCUUCCGAAACAUAAUAUUUCCCAUCUCAAAUGAUCAAAGAGCAAAACCGUGUUGGCGUUUUUUGACAGAUAUUGUAUUUGCUUUGAUAUAAAGUAGACAAGUUGACUUGUCUAAAUUUUGGGAGAACGACAGAACAGAUGCCCAUAACUUGAAAAGUAUAGCACUAAAUCAAAAACGCGAACACGGUUUUUCUCCUGUACUAUUGUUCAACAUUGUGACAAAGUUUGGAGGGAAUCGGAUAAAACGUGCGCGUCUCUUGACUAUUUUUGUGGGGACAAUCUGAGAAUAUUUCAAUCUCCGUAAAAGACGAUAAUAGAUUUGGCGGGCUUUUCCCGCUCUCUGUAACUUAUCACCUCGAAAUGUAAUCGGAUUAAACUUAGUAAAGAGUGUUUUGGCAAGGGUUUUUCGUGUCAUUUAAUUAUCAGUUUAUCACAAACCGUACGUGCAAGAAACCAGAUUGAAAAACUUGCUAAUAUGCCGGUGAAACGCAAAUGUAAAGAGCCAUCUAAAUCGGCCAAACGAAAAUGCAGGAGAAGAUCUGUCGUGCGCGACGGAAACACAAGCAAGGUUGAAGGUCACACAUCCUGUGUCGAGUAUCACACAUCUAUCCACAUAUUGUCAAUUACAUUCACAACUUUCGUGGGCAAGAAAUUAGUGGUUAUAACAUAUGAAUAUUUUCGAAGGCGAUCGAGAGAUCUCCAUCCCCUGAAUAUGAAUCAAUAAAAAUGUAAAAAAUGAUGAAAUCAGUGUUUUCAUCAUAUAAUGUAACAUUAAACAGGCGUUUAAACAAGCGUUUAUUUAAUUAUUUGAGCGUUUUUGUGAACACGGAAGAUAAAAAAACUUUUAAGACCUGUUUACACUUUCAAUUUUUGCUGCGAUUUCUAGUACGAUUUUCUCCUGAUGGAUGGGAACGAGUAGAUGAGUUAUGAAUGUUCAGAUGAGGCUACGCGCACUCAAAACAUUUGUAACUCAUCUACUCAUUCACAUCCAUCAGAAGGAGAAAAUCGCACUAUUUCGCAGCAAAAAUUGCUAGUGUAAACGGGCCUUUAAAAAUCUAAUGUUUUGUCAUAUGUGUUGAAGAUUCUCACAAAAGUCUUAUGUUUUGUCACAUGUAUUGAACUUGAAGAUUCUCACAAAAAUCUUCAAACACGUAUCAAUGACAUGACAAAAAUGUCGCUUAAUUGCUCGCUAAUGUCACAAUGUAAAUAUCACUGACGUCCGCAGUGCAUGUUUCUGCUGACAAAGUCUGUGUUCCGGCUUAGAAAACCUAAAGUCUGUGUUCUAGAAAACCUUCUGCGUUCUUCAAAACCUUCGCUCAAUCUUCCAUGUAUACAAAAGGUAUUUUCGUCAGGAAGCCCCGUUUUUACGGACGAAGGCAUCUAUUUUCCAUCGUGUUAAUGUAGACGAUCGGAGAAAACUCAUGCAUUUAGGUACAAAAGUUUCAUAGGACGGCUCUUUAGAAUAAGACACACAAUUACUCGCAACUACUCCAAGCUAAAUAUCUUACUAAAUAUCUUGGCACUAAACAGCAAAAUAUCUUACAAAACUAUAUAUCCUACCUCCGUAGGCGACGUUGUCGCGUUGCUGUCUGCAUUAGAGCAAUUGCUAGAAGACAUGGUUGUCAUGAUACUUGGUGAAGAUGUUGUACUUUGACCUGCUAACGGCAUGCACAGUAAAAACGCCAUCAACAAUUGACAUAUCUCGUGUCUACGGCCCAAAAGGAUCAUUGUAAGUUCACUUUUAUAGCUGUAAGUAUAACCAAUGUUCAAGAUCUAAGUUCCUUUUAGCAGUGUGUGGUUCAAUUACAAAAAUGCUAAGUUUAUGCUGCCUCGUCCCCAGUCGCUUUCAAAGGGGGAGAGGAAAACGAGAAAAAAAUUAUUUUCCCAUCAUGCAUUGCCCGGUAACUUAUCACAGCCACUGAUCUAUAUAGAUUGCAAUUGCACUGGAUUGUUUCCAACAAAAGGGCCUGCGGAGGAGGCAGAAGUUUAUGUAUACACUGACUGUGACGUGUUUUGAAAUUAACCAAUAGAAGUGGGGGAUAAUUACUAACAUGUUGAAAGUGUUGAUCGCAUUAAAAAAUCGUUUCAAAGAUAAUCCGUUUAUUUCACAUGUGUUUUGCAUGGAUGGUAAAAAUAACACAUGGUGUCUUGUCGUGUCUUCAAACUGCUGUUUGCAAGCUACCAUUAGGCGUGCGAUUCUUUUCAUUAAAUGUUCAGAGCUUCAGAUGCGGCGCUCAUUCGGGGGCGGCGCUCAAUCGGGGGCGGCGCUCUUUAAAAAAAUCUUUUAUUUGUGAAUUAUAACAAGAACUUUUAACAAUAAAAUAAACGAGUUUUAAAUAUCUUUGUAAAUGCGGUAUGUUUACGUCAGCGCUUCCACUUGGAAGGAAAUUUCCUUCCAUAAAGAAAUAUAGGCUUGUGGAAGGAUAAAGAUAACAAAAUGCAGUUUGGAAGGAAAUCAGGGGGAAAUUUAGUCAUCUGGAAGGAAAAUGGAAGGAAGUUUCAAAAUUCGUAAUUUUUAAUGAGGCACUUAAAAUUGUAUGUUUUUACUUUCUAUAAACCAAAUUAAUUUAAACUUUGUUUUCACCUAAAUGGUAAAAAUUGAUCUAUAGGGAUAUGUGAGGAUAAAACAGAGUGUUUUAAAGUUAGACUGCUCAAUUCGCGAUUUUCCGUUUUUGCCAAUCGCCAUGUUUUGAUUUUUGAAAAUACUUCAGUUCCAAUUUUUUCAAACCAUAAGGCAUUGGCUAAAUACAUUGAGUCAUUGACAUUGUAUAUAUAGUGAUUAUGUAAUGAUACUGUAUAAUUAUGUUCAUAUAGCAACAAAAUAUUCCAGUUUUCGCAACUCGCAUAGUCGCAUGUCAAUUUCAAUCUUGUGCGUACAAUUACGAAAUGUCUAGUUGUGACUCGUAAUAUACUAGACAUAAAACAGCAUUUUCCUAUAGUGAAAACAUGUUUUUAACAUGUAUGGUAGUAACGAAUUGGAAGGAAGUCUGGAAGGAAAUUUCAAUAUUUUUGGAAGGAAAUUUUGCUUUAAGGAAGGAUAGAAAAGGGAUUUUCCAACCUCGUACCCAGGGUCUUCUUCGUGAUGGCGCGCGAAAAAAGAGAAGACCCUGGUAAAUACUGUUCUAAACUACGUUGUGAUUGGUUUAUACAUUGGCUUUGAGGAUUUUGUUACAAUAAAUAUGAUUGUUUUACCGCUAAUCACUUCCUGUAACAACAUAAUUAACAACAUAAUUUAUUAGUCAAAGAAUUAAAUAUACAUACAACAUUACAAGUGAUCACAUCUCACAGGAAGUACAUUUUUAUCUAUUGAUUCAUGUGAAAAUUAUGUAGUUCCACCGCUCCACGAGGGGUGCAACGGAAUCCGUUCAUAGUUUCUAAGCAUCUUUUGGAUGCUCAUCCUAUGGCCUACUUGUACUUGAGGGGGAUUACAGGGUCAAACUAAUUCGAACAUAGAAGAAAAAGUUUGACAAGUGCCUUCGAAGAAAGGGCGUUCACCAACCUGGGCGUUCGCUCGAAACGUCAAAGUCAGGCUUGUUAUGUUGUCCUGUUAAGUAGUUUCAUUCUGUAAACCCUCAUGUUUACAGAAUGAAACAAUGGUGUUUUACUGGAAACUAAAACGCUCGCAGAACUCAUACGUCACUGCAUCCGGGACCAGGUGCGCGUAUUUUCCGUAUUUCACCCCUGCGAGUGACAUACGAAGUUCGAAAAUUUCCCGCCAUUUUCAUUGUUGUUGUUUUGAAAAUACAAAUGGUCUUUGGUUCGUAUUUAAAACGAAAUUAACGUUGGAAAUAAAACGAAAACAUUUAAAAGACAUCUUGAGAUAAGUAAAAUUUAUUCUAGUUUUAUGCAGUUUGGACUAUAAUUUUAAAAAACAUCGCUUUUAUACUGGUCUUUCGCGUGCUUAUUUACAUGUCGUCUUUGUGUGUAUUUUUGUCACUCUGAGUAAGUCCAUAUAAUAAACAGAACAUUAAACGGUUGCGAGAAGAUAUGGAUUUAUGUUCUCGUGUCAAAAACAAUAUCUCAUUCGUUCGCUGCGCUCACUCGUGAGAUAUUGUUUUUGCCACUCGAACAUAAAAUCCAUAUCUCUUCGCAACCGUCUAAUAUCCUCUAUAUAUUGUUCGUCGCUAACUACACUUGGAACCGCACUUUCAAAAUCUUCCCUGUUUCAUUUUCUGUGUUAAAAAUUCUUGCAAAAGCUCUUUUCAUGUGAUCAAUGUGAUGAGUGAUGAGUCAGGGUUUAACAAUAUAUAACUAUUGGUCAUUUACCCCAAACUGUGCCCUUUUUAUCAUUAAUGAAACGGCUCAACCUCGUUGAGGAUGCUGCAUCUGCCCGCUUUCUCAUCUUCUCUACAUUCCCUUCUUAUGAAAGUCGGCGAGACUUUGUCCCAGCAGUUGUGUUAAAAAAUGCCCAGGAAUGAGUAUAAUCUCGUGCACAUGAACCGGCAUAGCAAACACCUGUUUAAAUAUGGAGUAAGUCUGACAACUGAAGAGACAACAUACAGUAAUCCGCGCAUUGUGCAUGUACACUUAAUAUCUACGUUCACCAUAGAUACAGCCACAAUACAGGGUGUCCGGAAAAUAGCUAUGUUCCAGGUUUUUACACAGCUAUUAGUGAGCUGUGAGCAUCGUAUGUGGCGGUGGUGGCACAACGGUUGAAUAUUGCAUUGCCGUCGCACAAGGUGGCUACACCUGUCUCUUUUGUGGCAAUGCAUGAUUUAUGACUCAUUUAUAAUUCAUUUCAUCAGAUGGUCAAGAAACCUUGACCACACCCACUGACCACACCCACUCCUCCUAAUUCUCAGCCAUCAUCGCUCAAAAUGAAAUGAUUUGAAAUUUCGGCAACGAUUGCAGGAAGGCUCGCGUUGCCGUCGCAAAGCAUGAUCUACACAAACAAUUUUUCGCAACCGAGCAAUGCCACGAUUUUACCGCCAUUAAUUGCAUUGCGAUCGCCAGAAAAUAUUGCCCAUGUAUCGAUAGCUUGAAUCAAAUGAUCGUAUUAUUAUUAUUAUGAAUGAUCUUUAAACACGGUAACCUUUCACAACAUACAAUAUGAGAAGAGAAUAAACUUAUUACUAAUAAACUAAAUUGUACUUAUUUUAUACGAUAUUUGAAUAUAAAAACAAUUAAGGUUUAUAUGCUGGUGUAGAUGUGAUCAUUUAAUGACUUAUCGACAAUUUUUAAACUUGUUGAGUCUCUUAGGAUUUUCAACAAGUUUAUUGAGAUGUUGUUCCAAUACGCGGCUCCUGUGUACGAAAAUUUAUUUUUCAAGAAAUUCGUCAUUUUGGUUUAGGUUGAAACAGCUUUAAAUUACUACUGCACAGUUCGUAACCACUAUUUUCACAAGUGUGAAAUAAUUGUGUUAUAUAUUGUGGAUGCACUAUUUUGCUGUUCAGAAUUGUGCUAAAUUUGUUCACCAAUAUGGCGGCCAAACUUUCAAAAUACUGCUGUUGUAUAAUGUGCUUGUUCAUGCAAAUGCAUGUUCAAGGGUCCUUUCCAAUGGAAAGGUGUUCUCAAGAGAUCAAAAUUAGAAUUUUGAAUUGCCCAUUGCAAAAGUGCUUAGAAGACGAAAAGAAGCGACCACUUUGAAAAUUUGUUUGACUUCUAAUUUAGAGAACGCACAUGCAAGUCGGAUAGGGAUGAGAGAAAACUGAUGCAGGAUUUCGGAAAUAUUAUUUUUAUUAAAUGAACUAUAGGGUACUGAUUCUCUUCAGUUCAGAAUUUUAAACAAAGUGCUGACUUUUGGCGGUGCAUUUGGAAAGUAUACAGAAUGCAAAUAUCAUGUUGCCAUCUGUGCAAAAAAACAUCUGCAAAAAGCCAUUAAUUUUGUGAUAAUUUUAUUUUUGUGUCAUACUUUGGGUGUCAAAUCAAUCAUUUAUCCAAUGAUAUCGAUAGAACACGUUUAUGAAAUAUCUUGAUAAAACGUCCAGAUGAAAUUUUGUAGUCUCACUGUAAGUUGUUCAUAAGUUAAGGCACGAAAUAAUUAACGCGCGGGUAACACUUUUGUUUUAAACCUAACCCGUAGCUACUCUACUAGUUCAUUAAUUUUGGACAACACAUUCGGCACUGCAUGGUGUCGGUAAAACAAACGGGUCCUUUACCAAAGCUGUGAACAUCUGCAGGACUUUACAAGCCAAGUAUGCUGCUCUAUAAAAGCCAGGCUGAACAUUCAACAAUUCAUUAUGCUCAAAAGUGAACAGUAAAACAUUCUGCUAAAUACAAAGUUGGUGUUGAAGAAGCGUUCGAGAAGCUGAACUCCUGCAAAAGUCAUGAAGAAUUUCUUGGUCAUCUUGCUUAUGUUAUCUACCAUGACCCUGUGCUUAGCGAAGCCGAAAUGGAUAUGGUUCGAUGAGGAAGAGAAGAAUGAUGGGAAUUUCAACGAUGAAGUCUUGACAAGAGAAAAAGGAAAGAAUGAGGAGAAUCUGUUGAAAGAAUGGAAGAAAGCUUAUGAUCGUUCAGAAGAACAAGCAAAACCAAAGCCUAAGUGCCCAAUAUUUCACUGUGGGUGACACUAUAUAUAACUUUAAACUUCUAUAUAUUAACAUCAUACAGUAGUAAUUAUAUAAACAAUUCAUGAUAGUGAUAAUA
This is a messenger RNA of Paramuricea clavata, 10458 nucleotides long. NCBI's taxonomy places the organism in Eukaryota, Metazoa, Cnidaria, Anthozoa, Malacalcyonacea, Plexauridae. The record is from the annotation of a GenBank genome assembly.